CAUGAUAAAACAUACCCCUAGAACACUACGCCCCUCCCUUAACCAAGAAAAGUCCGGCCCUAAUACAAUAAACCACGCCUCUAACCAUAUAAGCCACAUCUCUAACACAAUAAACGAUGCCCUUAAGACAAUAACCCUGCCCUUAACACAAUUAAUACUGCUUCUGCUGGACCCGAACCUUCUGUUGCCAGGGUUACAAUGGCCCCAGCCUUUCGGCUAACGACUCGACCGGCCGUGUCUGAGAACAUGGCACAGUUUACAGUUGACUUCAGCACAGAGAGGUUGGGGCUUCAGCGGCUUCAUUUCCUGCCAGUUCCAAGAGCUCCAGAGAUCGACGUCGCCAACUGUGUUGUCUGUGACAACACCAUCUCUGUUGCCUGGCAACCGGCUGGGGAUGCUGACAGCGACAGUGGAAGAAUUGAACGCUAUGAAGUCGAAUACCGAAAAACAAACCGCGACUCCUCGCUGAGAGCAGCAGGAGAGGCAUGCUGGGAAAAAAUCCAUGACAUCAGAGAGACAAAGGUCACGAUCUCAGGUCUGAAGUUUGACUCCUACUUCGUUGUUGUUCGAGUUCGAGCAAAAAACAAGACUGCUGCUGGCGAGUUCUCAGAGCCGGUUGCCAUAGAAACCAGAGCAUAUAAUUUUGGCUUUGAUGCAGCGACGGCUCACGCUGAGCUGAAGAUCACAGGUGAUACUGUAACCUGGGAGCCACAGGGGGUCAAGGGUCAUGACCCCCGCCUGAGAAGCAAAGACAAUAAAAACAGCAGCAGAAGCGCGACGCCUUCGCCCAAUAAGACGACAGGAGGUCGAGGAGGACGCGACCGAUUUGCCGGAGAGUCGUACACAGUGCUGGGUGACCUUGAGAUGACAGGCGGCCUUCACUACUGGGAGCUCCGCCCCCUGGCGGACUGGAAAUCAUUCAGUGUGGGCGUGGCUUAUAGGCUAAGCCUGGGCCGAUACGACCAAUUAGGAAAGAGUGCUGGUUCGUGGUGUCUCCAUGCCAGCCAAUGGCUGCAGAGCUCUCUCGCUGCAAAGCACAACAACCGAGCCAAGGCGCUCGAUUGGCCGCUGCCUCAACGAAUCGGAAUCUACUGUGACUAUGAUAAUGGUGAGCUAGCGUUCGUUGACGUCGAUCGACUUCAGCUUCUUCACUCCUUCAAAACAAGGUUUAGCCAGCCGCUUGUCCCCGCCUUCACCGUCUGGUGUGGUGGCAUCACCGUGGUCACAGGCAUGCAGGUUCCGAGCUUCAUGGGUAAUUUUCUUUCCACCAAUCGGAGCCUCAGUAAUCUUUCACAGUAAAACAAAGUUUCCCAAUCAAAUUAAUUUAAUUCUUACAAUCUUAUAAUUUAUUUAUUUAAUUUAU
This is a messenger RNA of Labrus bergylta (ballan wrasse), 1363 nucleotides long. The record is from RefSeq and is a predicted model, not a curated record. Lineage: Eukaryota; Metazoa; Chordata; Actinopteri; Labriformes; Labridae.